AUGGAGGGUGAUAUUGAUAGAGACAAUCAACGGAGCACAAAAAAGGUCAAGACGAAACAGGAUGGAGAUGCAAACGAUACUACAAUGGAGGACAACCAUGGUGUUAAGAUGCAGGAUGCUGGACUCAAAAAAUCAUAUGCUGAGAGUCUACUCUCUUCGGAUGGAAACAAAUGCUUUGCUGACUAUACCCACCUUCUAAAAGAGAUGGAAGACUAUGAAGAUAAAUUCUUGGAGGAAGAAGAUUCUAUUGAAGACAUGGAAGGGGAUCUUGACCCAUGUCCAAAGAUCCAAAUCUCCCAAGAGGAGUUUGAGGAAUGGUGUGCCCCUUGGAAGAAUGCGUUGGUUAUCAAUGUUUUGGGCAGGCAUGUCUCUUUCAAAGCUUUAGAACACAAGAUUCAUCGUGAUUGGGCUAAGAAUGGUGCAGUACGAAUCAUUGAUAUGCCCAACGAUUACUUUCUGGUGCAAUUUAAGGAGGAGGAGGAUUAUAGACAUGCGCUCUAUGAGGGACCUUGGAAAAUUGCUGAUCAUUAUAUUGUUGUUCAGAGAUGGAGGCCUUUCUUCACUGUCACUGCAACUAAAGUGAGAAAGAUUGCUGCUUGGAUUCGUAUCCCCGGUUUGCCUAUCGAAUUGUAUCAUGACCGUUUCUUGUGGAGGGUAGGCAACAAAUUGGGAACCAUGCUCAAAAUUGAUAAGCUAACCUCCAUUCACUCACGAGGCAAGUUUGCACGAAUUUGCGUGGAGAUUAAUCUAAAUAAGAAGCUGGUGUCAAAGAUUGACAUCAUGGGUCAUGUUUUAAAACUGGAAUAUGAGGGACUUCACUCAAUAUGUUUUUCAUGUGGGAAGUAUGGACAUCGACAAAAUCAAUGUGCUGGGAAUACAAUGAAGACAACAGGAACAGUGGACAUGGAGAUGGACGCUCGAGCAGCUCCAGUUGCGAAAGGUACGCUGGUAACUACCGACUCUGGCCCAAAAUCGGAAGAGCUUUACGGACCAUGGAUGCUGGUGAAACAUGGAAGAAAAUCAGGAAAAAAUCUUGCUUCUAAAGCAAGAGCGGAUAUCUCACAAGGUGGUACAGAUAUGACCUCUUCCCAGAACAAUCACGUAGUAGAGAAUCUGCAUGUGCAGGAUAAGCAUAAUGGUGGGCCCAUGCAAAAAGUUUCGUUCCAGGAUAAGAUUCGCAAUCAAGAAGGAGGAAAGAAUCCUCAACGUCAACGUGGCAACACUUCCACUCAGAACCUCUCUGGGCAUAAAAAGAAACAUGUGAUGAUACAUCACCAUUCCAAUAUGCCUAGUAUGCCUGUUCACCAGGAAAUUACCCCUGUAAUUAAAGCCCUCUUCAUCAACACACCAUCAUUAUUCUUCCCCAAGGAUGGACCAACAGGAGAACACAAAGAAAGUUCUACAAGGGCUAAGAGAAAUAACUUCGACCACCUAUAA
This is a messenger RNA of Cajanus cajan (pigeon pea), 1437 nucleotides long. RefSeq lists its product as uncharacterized. The record is from RefSeq and is a predicted model, not a curated record. NCBI's taxonomy places the organism in Eukaryota, Viridiplantae, Streptophyta, Magnoliopsida, Fabales, Fabaceae. Gene Ontology annotation, molecular function: zinc ion binding; nucleic acid binding.